GAAAAGGAAGGGAGUUAUAUGGAUGUCACUGGUUCGGGCUUCGGAGCAAAUAGGCAACAUCCAACCCAGCUUUCCAACACUGCGGCUUAUUUUUUGCUUAUAGCUGGUUCCUGAGUUGAGCAGUUUUCCUAAGAUUCCAUGUUACUUACGGUAUGUUUAAGCAAUAAGGUAGACCAUGACUGUCGGAUAUAACUCAGAACAUGUUCAAGUGCUUUAUAAUAACCGUUAUAUUAGCUAACAAUGGGCAAAAAGUUAGGAAUGCCAACCGUCGCUGGGGUCCUAGGGCCUGACGAGCGCCGCUUGGUGCUCCUUGCAGCCCUCGUCCGCAGCAUCGUCUUGCUUGCAACCACAGCAGCCGAUUUGCUGUUUGUCGACUAUGAUACUUCAAAACACAUUACACCUGUCACACUAUCAUCGCUCCGUAAUACGACAUCGGCAGUGUACGGCGACUUAGAAGCUUCGCCAGCAGGUCCGCGGACAGCAUCAGGACCUCAGCAGGGGAUCCUCCAGGGCUGGAUCGUCUGGGAUAGCGUCUUCUUUGCCGACAUCGCUUCUCGGGGCUAUGUGUACGAACAGUACUAUGCCUUCUUCCCGCUCCUGCCAGGAUUAGUUUCCUGGGCUCCUCGAGGCCUAUUCGCCCCUCUGCUGCUGGCGUUGAACGCAGUGGCAUCCAUCACGACCACGGUGCUUUUAUACAGGCUUGGCUCGAGGUUGACUCGCGACUCGCGGCUUGCAGCCCUGGCCUGUCUGUUCUUCAUAUUUAACCCGGCUACCAUCUUCCAAGCGGCUCCGUACACCGAAGCCGCGUUCGCCGCCGCGACCCUAACAGCGCUUUACUGGCUGUACUGCCGUGACCGCUUGCUGCCGGCAAUAGCUGCCGUAGCUGCGUCAUGCGGACUGCGGUCCAACGGGGUCAUCAAUGCGGGCUACCUGGGACACGGCUGCCUCUGUCGUGCGGUGCGGGCGUGGCCUACAAGCAAGCUCCGCGCCGUCCUUCUGGCACUGCAAGGCGUGGCUGCGGCCGUCAUUGCAGUGCUGCCCCUUGUGAAGUUCCAGUACGACGGGUAUACGGUUUUUUGUCGUACGGAAAGUCACCGUACGGCAGAAAUGAUGAUGACGACGACGGAUCUCAGCAAUGAGCAUGGGAAAUCCUCAUUAGACAGCGCGUCACCUGCUUCCCCGUUGGGUGAUGCCAGCAGCUACGCUUGGCCGCGAUCUUGGUGCUCGUCACGACUGCCGUACAUUUACGGAUUCGUACAGGCGCAGUACUGGAACGUCGGGUUUCUACGUUACUGGACGCUGCAGCAGCUCCCCAACUUCCUGCUAGCAGCCCCGGUGCUGCUGCUCUCCAUCGCGGGUCUGGCGGAGUACUGCCGUGCAAACGCCGUACUUGUGGCGAACCUGGGGCUGCUGCAACCAGCGACAACAACAGCCACAACGCCCAUACCUCGCAAGCCCCAAGAAGAAGAAGGCCUGGCCGCCGAUGCGUCACAGGGGCAGGCACGUAACGGGAGCUCAGGGAGCGCAUCGGGAAAAGCGUCCGGAGGAAGGAACAAGGAGGAGAAGCCCUUGGAAACCCUGGAUGAACUGUUGCCUGGGGGCUACAGGGUUGGUGGCGGCUGCAUGGCGACGGGUACUGCCGGAGAAGACAGCCGGGGGGGAAGACAGUUGCGAAAGCGUCCGAUGACGGCUCAAAGCAGCUCCCAGCAGGCUGCAGCGCAAGCAGGUGAAGCUUGCGAGCCACCACGGGGCGGAACCAUGCGAGAAGGACUAGUGCUGCCUGCUACAGCUGCUACAUCCGUCGCAGGCAGCGGCGGCUCUUUGGACGGCAAGAACAGUAACGGUAGCAGCAGCAGCAGCAGCGGACGGGGUGGCUACUUGAGCCCUGACCUGGCGGUGUUUAUGUACCCCUGGGCCUUUUGUACGGCUGUAGCGAUCAGCACCAUGCACGUGCAGGUGGCCACUCGGUUUUUGUUGUCAUCCUGCCCGCAGCUGUAUUGGUACAUGGCGCACCUCUGGCUGCGGUGUGAGGAGGAGCGACGGCGCGGCAGCCGGGGGGCUGCGGCAGGAGGAGGAGUCGCUAGCUCAGGCGGUGCAGCAGCGGGAGGAGGCAGCGGCAUGGUACUAGCGCGCUGUGGGGGCUGCCUGAGUGGCGGCGGGCUGCGUCAUGGCUGGUUGUCUUGGUGCGAUGUGGCGCUGUGGAGGUGGUGUCUGCUGUACCUGGGUCUGGGCUGCUUGCUGUUCAUCAACUUCCUGCCCUGGACGUGAGAUACAUCGGGAGCUGGGUUGUGGGAGGUUAGCAGGUUGACGGAAAGGGGCACCUGUGGAGAUCACAUUUACAGUUACAGUCUGUACGCGUGUACAGUGUGUCCAUACGAGCCAGGGGGGCCAAGGACACUAUAAGAAACAAACUCAGUCUGAGUCAGGGUCCCCUACAGGCCUCCAUUUAGGGGCUCUGCGCAGGUGGUUUCUGAUAGACGUGCGGGUCUCCCAUACGCGGCUCAGGUAGCUAGCCAGAGCCUCGGGAGGGCCAGAGGUCAUGAAGGCAGAGAUUAUGGAAGGCGCAACGGCAGGGCUGCGCCAGGGUGUACGGUUCGGCGGUAAUGUGGGCUCGCUCGGAUAAGCGUUCUGGAUUCGGAGACUGAAAUAAUUGCAAUUUAGAGCAAAUCCUAACAGUAUUCAAGGGAUAUGGGUUUUCAUAUGUAGAGGACCACUCCUGCGACCUCCGCAUGGCCGCAUGCAAGAUAGGCAACCAACGUGCGAGGGCGACUCACGGGGGCAUGCUUUCGAAUUAGUACCGCUAG
Astrephomene gubernaculifera is the source of this 2804-nucleotide messenger RNA. NCBI's taxonomy places the organism in Eukaryota, Viridiplantae, Chlorophyta, Chlorophyceae, Chlamydomonadales, Astrephomenaceae. The record is from the annotation of a GenBank genome assembly.